Molecule: messenger RNA, 13365 nt
Organism: Camelus dromedarius (Arabian camel)
Lineage: Eukaryota; Metazoa; Chordata; Mammalia; Artiodactyla; Camelidae
Gene: ST8SIA5
Product: ST8 alpha-N-acetyl-neuraminide alpha-2,8-sialyltransferase 5
Exons: 9
Coding region: 1217-2575 (452 amino acids)
Biological process (GO): N-glycan processing; oligosaccharide metabolic process
Molecular function (GO): alpha-N-acetylneuraminate alpha-2,8-sialyltransferase activity
Source: RefSeq, a predicted model, not a curated record
GAGGGGAGCCCAUUUAGGGGUUAGGAUUUCAGAAGAGGCACGACUUUGGCAUUGCAUUUUGGCGUUUAUUUUCCCUGGUGUGCACUCUUGAAGCACAGACCUUUCUAGACUUAGUGACUUUACUAAAGCUUAGGGGGACUGUGGUACCCGAAGGCGGCCAGCUGCCUGACCUAAGAUUUACGAGUGGUUCCAAAGAUGAGACAAGGUCCCAGUGUCUCGGUGACAACAAGGUCUUUGAAGAACGGCCGAGAGCUGCGGUUGGAGAGGGGGAGGAGGCCCGUGGCAGGGGCGGCGAGCCCCUGAAUCUCCUCCCGGCAGGAGUUGGGCGCCCCGGGCGCGGGCGGGCAGCCCCGCAGGCCAUCAGCAUGCGGGAGCCGCGCGCUCCGUCCUUGAAGGGCUGCCCGGCUGACCUUGCCAGGCUUUCUCCGGAGAAAUCUCCCCGAGAGCGCGAGGACGCGGCCACGGCGGUGACUCAGUGCCCUGCGCGCCGCAUGCAAAUACUCCCAUCCAGCCAGCCCAGCUCCGCAGCCGCGGCUUCCCUUCCUGCCUCCUUUUUAAAAUAAAUUCCAAGAUGCAAACCCGGCGCUUUCGGCUCCACCCCUCCCCCUCUCUACCGCCUGCCUGUCGUUAGCCAGACUGUCCCAGUGUUUUGUCCCCCACCUCCCAUCUGCAGAACUGAAGGCCAACGUUCGUGCUCCCUCGCUGCGGGCCCGGGGAUCAGACGUGGCCCGCCGGGGCCGGGACCCGCGCUGGGCGACCGAUCCGGAGCCCGACCGGAGGGGGCGGUGCGCCGCGCUCUAGGCGCACAGGCGGACCUUGCCGGGACCCCGCUCCCCAUUGGCCGUCACCUCGGCAGGAGGGACCGCCCGAGCUCGGGGCACCUGGCGUCGCCCCUCCGCAGGGAAAUCAGAGGCUGCCGGGCACGGGCACUCGGAGGUAAAGGUAUCCAGAGGGAAGGCCUGGGGCCGCGGUCGACCUCCUUGAGGCGGGCCCUGUUGUGCCGCCGCCGCGGCGCGUGCGACGUUCGGAUGCCCCUGUGCGGGCUUCACCAGCUGGAAACUUUGCCGCGAGAAGUCCCCCACCUUGUGCCUGACCGCGCCGAGAGGCGCCUGGUGGGCCGCGCGCCCCCGGGGGCCCCGCAGCCUGGCGCGUGAUUGCGGGAGCCCCCAGGCGCCCGGCGCCCGCCGCGCCCCGCCGUGAGCGAGUGGCGGGCAGGAUGCGCUACGCAGACCCCUCGGCGAGCCGGGAUUUGUUAGGGAACCGAACUUUGCUCUUCAUCUUCAUUUGCGCCUUCGCCUUGGUGACCUUGCUGCAACAGAUCUUGUAUGGCAGGAACUACAUCAAGAGAGGCCUCCAGUUUGGUUGGCAGAGUGGCGACCAGCUGGCCAAUUGGACGGGGCUCUUUAAUGUCACGGACGACCCAGCAGUGCAGAGCGGCAGUGACUCCAGCUCCAGGUACUUUGAAUUUUACGAGGGCCCUUUCGAGUACAACUCCACGCGAUGCCUGGAGCUGAGGCACGAGAUCUUGGAAGUGAAGGUGCUCUCCAUGGUGAAGCAAUCGGAGCUGUUCGACAGGUGGAGGAGCCUCCAGAUGUGCAAAUGGGCAAUGAACAUCUCUGAAGCCAACCAGUUCAAGUCCACUCUGUCCAGGUGCUGCAAUGCCCCCUCCUUCCUCUUCACCACCCAGAAGAACACUCCCCUGGGGACGAAGCUCAAGUAUGAGGUGGACACCAGCGGCAUCUACCACAUCAACCAGGAAAUCUUCCGCAUGUUCCCCAAGGACAUGCCCUACUACCGGUCCCAGUUUAAGAAGUGUGCGGUGGUGGGCAACGGCGGCAUCCUUAAGAACAGCCGCUGCGGGAGGGAGAUCAACAGCGCCGACUUCGUCUUUCGCUCUGUCCCUCGCAAGUGGUUGAAGCUCUCAGGUCCUCAGUCUCCACAUCUGCAGGAUGGGCGCAAAUGGCGUAACAGAUGUGCAGACGCUGAGGACUCACGGGCCGUGCAGAUCUGUUGGUGCAACCUACCCCCCAUCUCUGAGAAGUACACCAUGGAUGUAGGGGUGAAGACGGACGUGGUCACCGUGAACCCCAGCAUCAUCACAGAGAGGUUCCACAAGCUGGAGAAGUGGCGGCGGCCCUUCUACCGCGUGCUGCAGGUGUACGAGAAUGCGUCGGUGCUGCUGCCCGCCUUCUACAACACGCGCAACACCGACGUGUCCAUCCGCGUCAAGUACGUGCUGGACGACUUCGAGUCGCCGCAGGCCGUCUACUACUUCCACCCGCAGUACCUGGUCAACGUGUCGCGCUACUGGCUCAGCCUGGGGGUGCGCGCCAAGCGCAUCAGCACCGGCCUCAUCCUGGCCACCGCGGCGCUCGAGCUCUGCGAGGAGGUGCACCUGUUCGGCUUCUGGGCCUUCCCCAUGAACCCCUCGGGGCUCUACAUCACCCACCACUACUACGACAACGUGAAGCCCCGCCCGGGCUUCCACGCCAUGCCCUCCGAGAUCUUCAACUUCCUGCACCUGCACAGCCGCGGCAUCCUGCGUGUGCACACGGGCACCUGCAGCUGCUGCUGAGGGCGCCGCAGGCUGCCCGCCCGCCCGGCAAACGGAACCUCGCUCCUCCUCGCCCACCUGCCCGCAGGGCCGGGCCAGGGCCUGGGCCUGGCGCUAAGGCUGGCGCCUCCCCGGACACUCAGCUUCGGGCCUGGCUUCGGGCGGGGAGGCAGGGAUGGGGGCAGAGUGGAGCCAGCUCCUUGCUGAGCGGCCGCCCUGCUGGUGGGUAGCACGUUCCUGGGCCGCACCUCGAGAUCGGGCCCUGGGGAUUGCAAGUGAAUCAAGCACACUGACGCUCAGUUUUGGCAUCUGAGUGAACACAAACUGUAGUGGCCUCUUUGCAGUUAAAGGAAGGCGCUACGCAGAACGGAAAAGAGAACAGAUGUGUGAGCACGGUUAAGAUUUAAUCCAGACUUUGGGGUUCCUGAGUCUUCUGCCAUGAAUUGCUGUCUUGAACCUCAGAGCCAGCCCAGCAGUCAGACCUUCCCCUGAGGACAGUGGCUCAGAGAAGUCCGGGAACUUUCGACCAAGGCUCCAUCAACCCACUGAGUCCAUUAAGUGAUGCUGUGAGAUCUGAUAUAAAGCCUGCGUGUUAGGACGUUCGCUGAGACCCCAUCAGCCGAGGAGAGCCCCGCCCUUUCAAACACAUCCACACACACAUAUGCGCACACACACGUCUUGGGGCCUCCAGGUUCAAUCCUGCGUUUGAGCUUUUGGUGAGAAGGAAAUAAACCAGACCAGCCAUUUGCACUAAGAUUUUCAAGCCAGUGUUACCGACUCAGUAAGUGCUUAGCGACUUGCUUCCUCUUCCGUCUCCUUAUUUUCAGCUCUGUUCUAACCAGGAGUUAUUUAUAAGAGCCGUCCCUCUGUGUGUUCCUGAAUACCGCAGAAUCCUGCUGUAUCGUGUUCCUGAAUUGGAACCUUAAGACUCCGGAUUGGAAAGCGCUGAUGUGUGACUGGCAAGCUUGGCGGAUGAAGGUGAGCCCUGGCCUCCGACACCAGCAUCACUGAGGUUCUGCCGGAAAGGAGGGACUUCCCAGCCUGGUGGCCUUCACACGCAUGGACCCACGGGGCCUGAGCUUUGGGAAGUUAGCUGUGCCUGGGCUGAAGGGGGUUCACGUGUCAUUUCAUGUCCCUUUGCUUCCCCUGUGGAAUAUCCACCAGGGAUGUGGCUGUGCCUCAUACACACCGUUGGUGAACUGCCUUAGAACUUAGCUUUGUGGAAUCGUACAUCGUUAAUACUGGGGUGUCUCAGCCUCCCUCCUCCCUCCCACUUCUCUCUCCCUCCCUUCCUCCUUUCUCCCUUCCCUCCCAUAAACAUUUCCAGGAACCUUUUCUGCUCUGGUUUGGGGCUGGGCUUGGGAAGAUCUGAUGACAGAUAAAGGCAGUAUCUCUGUCUUCUGAGAGUGGAGGGCAGACUGUAGACAAAUUCUGGCCCCGCGUGCUGGGUUCUCUGAGAGAAGGAGGAGGAGGGGCUGAGAGAGCCCAGCAGGGAGUGGGACCUUUCGUCUGAUCACCUCAUUUUACAGGCAGAGCAACAGGCUCAGCCAGCGAGAGACAGAGGAGGGCACAAGCCCUGUCUGGGGCCUCCCGGCUCCCCACCCAGGGCAAAACCCCUUCAUCUUGCUUGUGUGUCCUGUUGGCGGGCCAUUAUGGAACGAGAGCUCCAUGCACAGCACUGUCCUAGGUACUGACCUUGGUUCUGAGCUCUGGUCCCGACCAGGGAAACCUUGGGCUGCUCUGAGCCUGUCUGUUCGUCUGCAAAGCAAGGAAGUAGCCAGUGAGACAAAGAGGGCCCAAGGGCUCGGCGAACCGGGAGACACUACCAAGGACAGGGCAUGGUUAUGCUUUCUUGGGCUCUGCCUGUUUCUCCCAAGGAAGGAACGUCUGGGAAGGAUUCCAGUUAACUGAGGUUUCCCACCACUUGUUUGUGGUUAAUUGAGCCUGGUUCUUGAAACUACAGAUUUUCAGAACUGGAAGGUUCUUAAACACCAUUUUGUCUUCCUUAAGAAAACAGGCUGAGAACAGGGAGUGACCUGGAUCAAGUCGUGCCAGGGGCUCUACUGAGUGCCUGCUGUGGACAGAACCCUCUACCGGCAGCCCUCUGGGUAAAGUUUAUGUUCCAGAUGGGGCUGUGUUUGGGGGCAAGAGCCUCAGUGAGCCAGACACCAGACACCUGUAGCCGACGGUGUGGUGGGCUGGUGUCUGCCCCAGACAGGGCCCUCGUGGGGGCUGGGAGGGGGGGUUAACCAUCCACCCUAUGUAAGCGUUGGAAUCCUGGUUUACAGUCCUAUUUCAGCCUGUGGGUCUUAGGGCAAGUCCCUCCCUCUCCUUUAGGGUCUCAGUUUCCUCAUCUCUACAACUAGAGGUUUAGAAAAGAUCCCUAGGAUCUCUGCAAUCUCUAAUUUUAUUAUUUUUGGAACUAUUAAUGAUGUAUGGAAUUAAGCCAUAAAUAACGUCUGUUGCUAUAAUAGCUAAGAUUUACCGCGCGCUCAUUCAGUGUCAGGCCCUCCACUGGGGACUUCCGUGGCACUGUCUUCUGUGAUCAUCACAAAACCCCUUGGGUAAGAAGGCUCCAUUGGGCAUGUGGGGAGACUGAGGCUCAGAGCGUUUCAGUGGCUUGCCCACAAUCAGGCACCCAGCGAGGGAAACCACACCCAGGUCUGUAGACUCACAAAGCCUGUGCUCCAAAUUUCUUUCUUAGCCGCUUCCAGCCAGUGUCACCAGGGCUAGGCCAGUGGGAACCUGACUGAGAAGCCACCUCAGGGUGGUGCCGGGCCCUGCUCUAGGGACAGUGCUCUGGGAGGCUGUCAAGGGUCCCGGGGGUAGUCUCUGCUUGUAGGUAUUCCCCUACCCACCCAGCCCUGCCCCUGGCAGCAGCACUAACCCACUCUGAGUGCAGCGUAUAGAGGGGAGCUGAGACUGUCUACCCAUUUCACAGAAAGUGUACAUGUUACAUGAUGGCAUGUUGAGGGGCUUGCCCAAGGCCACAUGGCCACCCAGGGGCUCAACAGGUACUCGGUCUCCUGACUUCCAGGCCACACUCUUUCUCCUGCAGCCAGUGUUUGUGGGAAAAGCAGAUUUUCUGAGGCUCAGAGAGACCUGGGCAUUGACUCCGGAAGCCACGCCAUGUUUCUCGCAGUCCUGUCCGCAUCCCACCGUGCAGUGCAGUCGACCAGUUAAACUCUUACAUAAGGGAAAUUGAUUCCCCAAAACAAAACAACCAUUGUGUCUUCCUUUGUACUAUACCCACUGCUCUAGGCUUGAAAGGCAGCAAAACGAGGAAACAAUUCGAUGCUUAGCCAAGCAGAAAGGAAGGUGGCUGAAGGUCAGAUGUGGCCUCUGAGACCGUUUCAGCAGUGCUGCUGCGGCAGCUCUGCCCACUGCAGAGAGCAGAGAGCAGAGAGCCCAUCCAUCGCCCUUGACUCUGUGAGUGUGGGGAGGAGGCAGGGGCAGGGCUUGCUGACAACUGAGAGAGAGCACGGAGCUGGCUUCAGCCAGGCAUUCAGUAAAUCGUUACUGAGCACUUGUUUUUUUGCUAGCUGCCGUUGAACUAGUGAUCUGCAGGUUGUAGCCCUGGCCCUCCUGGAGCUUCCGGUCUGGUGGGCGUGUCCAGGUGCUGAACUGAGUCCCCCAAGCACAGAUAGGAGCUGAGCUGAGCUGAGUGCUGGCAAGUCUGGGCUCAGGGAUAGUCACCACGAGAGGAACAAGUUCAGCCCUGAAUUCAGAAGGUUGGCAGAAGGACUGUAAUUGCCAAAGCAGUGGUUCUAUCUCAGGCUUCAUCCUUAACAUCCAUGUGACACGUGACGGGAGUGGCCUCACUGAUCUUUUGAGUCCUCCUUUCCAUUUUUUUUUUUUUUUUUUGGUAACAAACCACUUACCCCCCUCCGCCCGACUCUCCUCCCCUCUCUCUGAAUGCUCCUGCUCAGGCUCCUCUGUUGAUUCAUCUGUGAAGCUUCCUCAGGGUUCUCUUCUCUCACUAGGAGCGUUCCUGCAGAAAUUGCAUCUGUUCGUAGCCUCAAGUCUCUCCCGUUCUUGCAUCUUACACCCCUUACCUGGAGGCCAGUCUCCCUUGAAGCAUCAGAAACACGCUCACCAUGGCCACAUCAACAUCAUACCUGCUCAGCAUCUCAAACCUCGACAUGCCCUCAACUGGUACAGUGAAAAGGACAGUCUGGGCUCAAAGUCACACCCCCCCCCACUUACUAGUGACCUCAGGGGGAGCUGCCAAAGCCCCUGGAGGAUCUGAUUCAUCAUCUGAGGUCGAACCUGGUCACCAGCCUCACCAGCUGUGGAACAGGGCUGCACAAUGCCUAGCACGGUGCUGGCACAAAUUAGACACCUCUUGUCUUUCCUGGUCAACCCUGGGAACGGCUCUACUGCGUCACUGACCUCUCAGCCCCAAACCUGGGUCACCCUUGGCUCUUCCUUCUUCACCUUCUGUGAUUAUUUGCUCACCAAAUCUUCAAGCUCAACUCAUAAAUAUCCCUUGAGUUCAUUCCCUACCUAUAUUCCCUCUGCCACUGCCCAAACUUGGGCCUUUCUGACUGAUCAUUCUGUUCCAGAUAAUUACCUUCUGGAAAUGCCUCUGGUAGAGCCUGCUGCCUUUUUUAUACCAUGUAGUCCAGAUUCCAUACCCAGUUGUGCAGGGCAUGUCCCAGGCUGGCUCAUUCACCCUCCCAGAGACCCUCCUGCCACCACUGUCCCCCAGUACUCCUCCAGGCACUGUGCCUUUGCACAAGCUGUUGGAAAUGCCUGGAAUGGGCCCACAUGCUCACCUCCUCCCUCCGCUUUGCCCCACUGCUUUUGCAGACGUCAGCUUAUGGUCCCCGCCUCUUCCCCUUUGUGGGCUGGGUACUCCCUCCAUUGUGCCUCUGCAGCAGCCGUCACUAACCUCCGUUAGAACAUCCUCACAGCACACUGCAUGGCUGCCCCUGUGCCCUUGGCUGAGUCUGUCCUUUCCCCAAGGGAAGGCACUGCCUCUGGCUCAUGCUGGCGUCCCCAGCAUCAGCACAGAGCCACGUGUUAACCAUAGCAGUGGGGUCUCUGGUUGGCUGGUGGGUUCCGGUGGUUUGGGAGACCCCAGUAAGAACCUAACAACCUGGGGUAAUUGUCAGUUUAAGAACAUCCUCCUUUGAUGGUGUUUUUGCCUGGUACCUUCUGUGUGGGAAGCACUGAGCUUCACAAAGCUGCCCCCACCUGCCUUGGGGAGCUUGGGCCGCAGGAGCCUGAAAUGUCCCUGUUGCGAUGGUUGCCGGCCCCAACCCCCAGUCUCUGCUACCUUCUUUUUGUUCCCUCCCUUUGUAAUCUUCUUGCUCAUCUGCUUCUUGCCUGCUAACCAACUCUUUCUCUCUAGUUUAAACAAAAGAGAGAAAGAUAUGGUCUUUUUUCCCUUCCCUCCCUCAAAACCAUGGAGGUUUGUCAGGAUCAUAGGUCGCUGUGCUGAGGUGCAGGCUGGGUAGCAGCGUUGGAGGGACUGGCCAAUAAUGUGUCAAGAAGGAGUAGAAAGUGCUUUAUUUAUUGGCUUGGAAACAGAUGCGCUGAGCUUUGCAAAAUGUCUUCUGAUGCCCACUGGAAGGAAGUCCAGGCGCUUGGGGGUCUCCCUGGGGGGAAGGAAUGGUGCUACUCUGAGUUCAGUGCACCCCCUGGCCUCUCUGCCUGCAGCCAGGGCACCCCUCCAGGAGGAGGCUGGUGUGGGUUAUGGCCAGGAGAGGCCAGGCCCCUGGUGUGCCGAUGCCCACGGUGUGCCCUUUCCUGUUCUUUGGAGGGCUGAUCAAGCCAGGCCAGUCUAUGGAGGUAGAUUAGAUCCUAUAAGGCACCCGGAUAAAGCAGUGUGUUCUCCAAAGGGCAGACUGUAGAUCACCUAUACCAGAAUUUCCUGAGUGCUUGUUAAAACCCAGCCUCUGGCCUAGGAACCUGGGGGAGGAGUGGUGAUACCGGGCAGUCAGCAUUGUAACAUCUCCAGGUGGUCUCGGAGCCCACAUCUGCUGGAUACCCGGGCUCUGCACUGCCUGUGGGUCAGCGGCACCACCAGGUGAGUGAUGAUGUCCGGCUGGAAAAUCAGCCUGGAGUCUUCAGUGAUGAAACAGCAAAAAACAAGACUCUGGCACGCAACCCAAUUUCUGCAUUUUCAAGAAAUAUGAGUAUAAAAUAUAAUCUGCUGUUAAAUUAGCAACAAAAAUUAACUGCUCAAGAAUCUAUAACCUUUAGGAAAUCUGUUUUGGCCUUGACACGGUCAGAGAUUUCUUUUUUUUUCCUCUGUUUUUUUAAUUGUGGCAAAAUAUAUAUGUAAAAUGUACCAUCUUAACUAUUUUUAAGUGUACAGUUCAGUAGUGUUAGGUACAUUCACAUUGCUGUGCAGUCCAUCUCCAGAAUGCUUUUUUCAGUUGCAAAACUAAAACUCUUUACCCAUUAAAGGAUAAGUCCCCCCCUCCCCCUCCCCCAGCUCCUGGCAUUCUGUCUCUGUGGAUUUGGCCCCUCUACAUGCCUCAUAUGAGUGGAAUCAUAGCUUCUGUCUUUUUGUGGACUGGUUUAUUUCCUAUAGAAUCACUUAGGUAUAAGCUGUUCUUAAAUGACGUUAAUUGUUUUCGGGGUCCCCACACUAGGACUCUGAUUUUAAUUUUUGCCCAGAGCUGUUGUCCCGGGCCCUCGGUUGGUCCCUGGCUUCUGGUGACGUCAGCACAUUUGCUGAGGGUCAGAGCAGACCUGGUAUUGCUUUGCUCAGUUUGACUCAGCUGUCCUGGCCAGCCAGGGUCCUGAGAGGCAACAGCCUUGCUCAUCUUCAAUAAGUCUUCAGUUAUUUCCCCUGCAUAAUCUCUUCUGUGAACCUUCUUUUUUGAGAAAGAAUGAGGACCCAUUACUGUGACUUAGAUCUUGGCACAAAAGCCAGAAAUCAGUGACUGUCUCUCUUUCCAGUAGGGGGAUGGUUCCCUUGGCAACCAAGUAACUCAUUUCCUUCAACUAAAAGACUUACUCAGCUUUGGGGUAAAAAGUUUUAUUUCCAGUAGAACUGUAGUUCUCAACUUUGUACGCGCAUUGGCUUCACCUGGGGAUCUUUAUAAAGGUCCCAGAGAAUCUGAUUCACUUGGCCUGGGAAUGGGACCCCAUAUUUUUUAAAAAAUCUCAAGUGACUCGCACAGUGCUGGAGGCUGAUUGCCCUGAGGUGGGGCGUCUGCCUUAACUGUACAGUGGCGUCAUGUGAGGAACUUUUAAGAACUGUUCGUGCCUGGACUCCAUCCCUGGAUGUUCUGACCCAGUUAGCCUGAGGUGUGAUCUGCGUAUGAGGGCUUUUCACACCUUCCAGAUGGUUCUGCCACGAGGCUGAGGUUGAGAACCGCUCCUCUAGGUCAGCAACCCUCAAACUUGAACCUGCGUCAGUAGUCACAUGGGGAGCUCAUUGGUCCCUGGGCCCCUCCCCGGAGUCUGAGUUGGUGACCCUGGCGUGGAGCCUCCUCUCCAGCUCCCAGGUCACGCUGAUGCUGGACCCAGGACGACCCUCCCGCUGCUCUCCGUGAUCUUGCAACUAGCUCAGCCCUGCUCUGCUGCAUUUGUUUCCGGGUUAGGGGUUGAGAGCAUCUGGUUCAGGAUUGAGACUUUUUUAAAGGGACCCAACAGCUCUUUUCCUGAACAUUUUAAACAUUUAAAUAAACACUAUGGACAUCUUUAAAGCAAAGUUACCUAGGUUUCUUCUCCCAGGGUUAGGAGGUUCAGAGUGUGCCCAAACUGAGAAUUCACCUGCUCCUGGGAUUAGGAUGCAUUUUGGGAUGAGAGCUAAGGGGCUGGGAGUCUGUGGAGCUUGGGACCAGCCUGUGACCAGGUGAGGGUGGCCCUGUGACCGGUGCAGGCGUGUGAUCAGAGCGCCACACUGUUCUCUAACAUAGGGAGUUCCCGGCCCUCUGUGGUGGGGAGGCAGGGAGCUGGACUCUGCCCACCCCAUCACACCCGUGGAACACAAACAAGGGAGGCAGUGAUGAGGAACCGGCCCAUAGAAAUGGGCUGACGUGACCCAAGGGUGUUCACACCCCACUGCAUUAUGCUCUUCCUUCCUGUCCCACUUGCUGUUGGAAAAGGCUCAAGUUGAAACGAACUAGCCAGUGCCUGGACCCUGCUUCAGUCUCUUCUGCCUCUAAUUGGAGGCAAAUCCCCUGCCCCUUACUUCUGAAGAUGUCCUCAGCAGGGUGGUCCCCGUGGCAGCUCACAACUCCGCAUGCUGCCGCCACAAAGUUUAUGAGAGCACUUGAACAUCCCGAGAAUUUGUUAAAGGAGAAAAUAGUCACUGUUUUGCUGAAACAAGGUCAAAUCACACCCCACUCCCCAGGGCCACUUACCCAGCAAAUUCGCUCAGCCCCAGGGAGCUGGGGACCCAGGUGAAGGGAAAUUGAUUUUGAGCCCCUGAAAUAAUGCUAUUAAGCUCUCUAUCAAAGAUCAAACAUUUUGCUAACAGCAAAUCCCUCAUGGCAUUCACUUUAAUUUUAAAUUCAAUUCUAGUGAACUUGAUUCUGGUUUCUAAUAAUAAAGCAAAUUAAGAGAAAUGAUAACAGGUGCUAGACAGAGCAAGAUGUGGCAGCUAAUAGACUAAUAUUAACGGCAUUCAAAAGACCAAAACUGUACGUCUCAGAAAAUACCAAGUGAUCUGAGGCUAUUUAGUGGAGGGGCAAAUAUGUAGUAACAACCCCAAGGGCAACAAAACAUUUCAGGUCAGCCUGUCUUACGGCGUCCACAACCACACACAGGUACGAAACUGUUCAAACAGCGUUCAGUCUGCUGUGCUCAGCAGGGCAGAGAAGCAUUUUAUCUACUUUGGAAAUAUUUCCAUCCCCAAACACCUAAAAGACAUUCACAGAAAUCUUGGUGCUUAAAGGAUUAGCCCUCAGUUAUCUCGAAGUUCAAGUAUGUGAACUAGUUCAUUAUCUGAUAAUACAGGAUUCAUGAGAUGGGUAAACUCACUUUUAGACUUAGUUUCCAUCUGACAUUUGCUGCCCCUCCCUUGAGGAAAAACGAUGAGAGGAGGGGGAGGGGCACCCCUUCCACCUUCCCACCUUAAAGGGGACAUGCAGCGUGGUCGGUGGUGGGGGGUGCCUUUUUCCCGCACCUCUGUCUUCACCUGCGGUGUCUUUAUUGCAUGGGGGAGGGGGGCUCAGGAUCUCAGCUGGGGUCGGGGCAGGCUCUGCCAUGACUCAGGCCUGGAUUUAUUUGUGAAUUUAAGAAUAUGAUUAUUUUUCAUAUUCUUUUGAAAGUGAACACUUCUACUUUCUAAACACCUUCACCAUCCACUUUCUUACCAGCCCUCACUGCAGUCCUAGGGGGAGGGGGAGGCAGAGAGUGGCAUCACGACUGGACUGAGGCCCAGGAAGAUGACAGGCGUGCCCUGGGUCACACGGAUUGGUGGUGGAGCCCUGGUUGGUGUCCAAGCUCCCCCAGGGUGUCCGAGCUCCCCCGGGUUGGGGUGGGUGGCUGUGUCUUGCUCUCAUCCCUGAGGCCCUCCUGUUUUCUUCUCUCUAGUUUGUCAGGCUGGCUGGAGUCUGGUUCAGGCCUGGGCCUUACCCCUGGCCACACGCCCUGCCCAGAGUCUGUGUGGUUGGCCCUUUUUGGUGUUCGUUCCCUUCUGGGAGCCCAGAGCCAGAGCAGUAGGGGCUGUGCCUUGUGGGGUGGGAGGGUGGCAGAUAAACUUGGCAGAGGGUCACCCAAGACCACAGGCCUACUAAGCAAAGCAGGAGUGGGGAAGGGGUUGGUGGCAGACUCAGCAGUGCAGCCCCCAGUGCUGUGGCCAUUUGGGGGAAACUGGUGGGGUCCCAAGUGACAGCUCCUGCCCGCCUUCCUGCGCCUUCUCCAGCAGGACCCUCGGCCCCCACUGUGGCUGGCUUCUGAGCAAGCCCCUCUUCCCAAGGUCUGGGGGGCAGCUGGUCUCCCCGUGCUCUGCACACAUCUUUUAGGGAUGCAGCAUAGUCUUGGUGGCCUGCAAAUUGCCUUUCUGGACCCAACUGACCUCCCUUCAGAAAGCCAUAACUCUCCUUCAAGUCCGUAUGUUCGAACUGUGAAAUAUAUGCAAAUGUGUAUGUGUUUUUUAAGCUAACACUUUUAACUCAAGGAGGAUACAAUGGGUUGUUCAGUGUUACCACUUGGAAUCAACCCCCUGCCACUUUGCUCCCAAAAUGAAGCCAGGACAAUGGGCGUCCGCAGGGGAGCUGUGGAAACCCUGGCCCUGUAGCCACGUGCUCACUGCCCUGCGCCUGCGCGUGGCUUCAGCCACGGCUUGGUGUCAGUUUCCAGGAGCCCACAUGCAGGCAGCUGAGAGGCCUCCUGUGUGUGAGGACAAAGUGGCCACGUGGACGUGACCUCCAUGGGCUUCUCAGCCCCAUCCCUCCCUUGCUUUCCCCUCCCAAGAGCCAUAUCUGCACUGUGCUCGGCGGAGCCUUUCCCAUUGGACAAGAGUUGGGAGACUGUGAUGUCGUUUGCUGGAAUGGAGAGAAAGUCGGUCUGGGCAUGGAGAUGGAGCAUCGCUUAAAAAAAAAUCCCUCUCUUGCUCUGAUUGAUUUACUCCCUCCAUUUGCCCUGGAGAGAAAUGCUCUGUGCCCUUCCAAAGCUUCGGGGAGUGGGGCUGCAGUGGCCAUCUUAUUUUCAUGCAAAUUUUGUUCAGGAACGGGGUUCACGCAAACUCCUGCAGCAUAAUUCUAGCUUGUGUGUGGCUGUCCUUGAGUGUUCCUGAAGUGGUGACUGUAACUUACGCCUAAGAACAUAAUCAGGGUAAUUUGUAUCUGUCACUGUGUUCGAGAAGCACUCAAUUUCUACCCAAUAAAACCAGUCAAAUUGUU